UUAACAAAAACUGGAAGACCUGUUGUUCAAACGGUUCAGCCACAGUCCUUUAUUGAUCCCUUCAGUGUCACACUUGAUGUGACAUUAGAUGAAUCAUGGCUGGAUGACUCUGAAGACCCGGAUUAUGAGCCAAGUUUUGAGAUAUCAGCAGUUGUUACUGGAGACUUCGAUAUUGAUGAUGAUGAUUUAGCUUUUGAAGAGUUUGAGUUUGGAUUGGAUGCUGGCCACUCCCCAAUAGAUGAAGAAAAUAUUCAGGACAAAACAACAGACGGUGUUUCAAAAGUGACAGAUGAAGCGGGAUGUGAGGAACUUAUAAAUUCCACUCUGUGCAUUUCAUUUCCUUCAACAGGUCAUUGCUCUUGCAAAUAUUAAAGUUGUGACUUGCAUUGGAAAAGAUUGUUCCGAACUACCCCAAGUGAAAGAAAGUUUUGUUGGAUCAGCCUUGUACCUAAAAUGGGUAUGUAGCAAUGGACACACCUCCAGCAAUUGGUGUUCACAACCACACAUGAACAAAAGAAUUCAUAGUGGAGAUUUCCUUGUAUGUGCCAGUAUAUUGACUUCUGGAAAUAACUAUGGCAAACUGGCCCUAUGGGCCAAGAUGCUUGGCUUAAAAUUACCUUCUGCCGACCAGUUUCAUGGAAUCCAAGCAACAUACAUGAUACCAACAAUUGAUUAUUAUUGGAAAGACCAUCAGAAGUCAGUAAUUGAUUCUUUCAGUGGAAAGCCAGUUGUUGUUAUGGGGGAUGGAAGAAAUGACUCUCCUGGGCACUGUGCCCAAUAUUGUUCGUAUACAAUUAUGGAGCAAACAUCUAAGAAAAUUCUCACUCUAAUAACCCUUGACAAGAGAACAACUGAUAGAAAGUCAGUAAACAUGGAGAAAGUAGGUUUUGCGAAGGCCAUGGAGGAAAUGAAAGCUAAAAACAUAGAAGUUGAAGAGGUUGUGACUGAUGCUCACCUUGGGAUAGGAGCCAUUAUGAAAACAAGUUAUCCUGAUAUUAAGCAUUCCCAUGACAUAUGGCAUGCUGCAAAAAGUUUGGGAAAGAGAUUGUUAAAGGUGGCACAGAAGAAGUCCAAUGCUGUUCUUGGAAAAUGGACUAAGGAUAUUGUGAACCAUUUUUGGUUUGCCUGCAAGGAGGCCAGCACAUAUGAACAGUUUGUGAGCAUCUGGAGGAGUGUUCUCCAUCACAUAACAAACCAGCACUCCUGGAUAUUACCACAUGGUGAUGGGGAAACAACAUGUCGUCACGGACUCUUAUCUGAUGAAGACAGAAAUAAGCCCUGGCUUGAUCCAAGAAAGGAUUGUGCAGUUUUGAAAGAACUCGCUUCAGUUGUGAUGGACAAAAGAUUUUUAGGAAAGGUUCAUUACUAUCUCAACUUCAGGAGUACAGCUGAUCUUGAAGGGUUCCAUCAGCUGAUCCUUAUGUAUGCAGCCAAAAGGUUUGCCUACACACCAGCAGUGUAUCGCAUAAGAAAUGAAUUGGCUGCCCUAGACCAUAAUAACAACGCAGAUAUACCAAACAUUGUAAACAAAGAUGGAACAUUGAGAUUACAGAGAACAUGGAACAAAAAGAGUUCUCGAUGGACAGCCCAUCCAAAAAAAAGUGAAAAAAAUUAUACAUAUGUUAAGGACAUAUUAAGAAAGGCCCUUGUUAUGCGUAUCAAAGACUCAGUUGGAAUGAGGAAGAAACGAGAACUCGAAGCGGAUGAUCCACGCAGGAUUGCUGCACACCUGGCACCGGUAGAGCCAUUGCCAACAAAGGUUUUGAUGGAAGAAAAAGUGUCUAGGUUUAAAUGAAUUAAUGUUUGUCACAUAAACCCUGGUGCAGGAGUGUGAUAAAGCCAUUUCUCUGAUAUACUGUGACUCUAUAAAACAAUAUUGCACAGCUGUGCAUAUAUUUGACGUAACAUCAU
Ruditapes philippinarum (Manila clam) is the source of this 1911-nucleotide messenger RNA. RefSeq lists its product as uncharacterized. The record is from RefSeq and is a predicted model, not a curated record. Lineage: Eukaryota; Metazoa; Mollusca; Bivalvia; Venerida; Veneridae. The transcript is spliced from 10 exons. Bases 506 to 1795 code for a protein of 429 amino acids.